Molecule: messenger RNA, 989 nt
Organism: Andrographis paniculata
Lineage: Eukaryota; Viridiplantae; Streptophyta; Magnoliopsida; Lamiales; Acanthaceae
Product: protein EPIDERMAL PATTERNING FACTOR 1-like
Exons: 2
Coding region: 340-738 (132 amino acids)
Biological process (GO): guard cell differentiation; stomatal complex development
Source: RefSeq, a predicted model, not a curated record
UAAAAAUAAAUAAACUUAACUUGUUCAUUUACCACCAUUCUUUUCAAAAGCAUGAUUUUCUCUAUCUAAACUGGAAAACGGGUUGGGCAAUGUGACAUACUAAAGGUUUUUUCUUGUGAUCACACGCACUGUUGUUCCUUGUUGUUGCCUGUGAUUUGCUUCAAUACUUCCUCUCAUCUCAUCUCCACCACUGCUUUAAUUUAUUUCUUUCUUUCUCUAUAUAUAUACAUUGCUUCUGCUGCCCUAAUUCUUCUCCACCUAAUCUCAUCUCAUCUCAUGUGCUAACCCAAAGCUCAGGCUGAGACUACACGAUCAAGCAAGAAAAAAAACCUGAGACAGAUGUUGAUGAUGAAGAAGAAGAAGAGCACUUCAAUGAUUGUGCUUUCUGUUCUUGUGUUGCUUCCACUGUCCGUACAUGCAAGGAGCAUUGGCAAUCUGCAGUCUCCAUAUAUUGAAGGGAAUCAAGUAGAAGCAGGGAGGGAUUCAACAAUGGCAAAACCUGAUCAACACUACUACUACUACUAUAGUGUAGGCAUGAAGCCAUUGAUCCAUACAAGGGCAGAAACAACCCUCAAGGUAGCCGGAUCGAGCCUACCGGAUUGCAGCCACGCCUGUGGAUCUUGCACCCCAUGUAGGCUCGUCAUCGUUGGCUUUGUUUGCUCCUCCAUCGAAGAAGCCGAGACUUGCCCCAUGGCCUACAAGUGCAUGUGCCACAACAAGUCCUAUCCUGUUCCAUGAUAUCACAACUUUAUUCAUAUUCACAAUCCAUUGAUUAAUUUCUUUCUUUCAUUAUGCCUGCCUGCCUGCCUGUUGCUUAGCAAAGAGAUCUUGAUCUAGUUUUUAUAUUUUCUCAAAAUACAAGUUGUUGUUGCCUUUCCAUUCUUGUUAGAGAUAUCCUGUUGAUUGCAAUGAACACAAGCAAACCUCAAACUGGCAACAAUGGCAACACAAAUCGAAAUGUGAGUAUGAACAAAUCAAUAUUUCCCUCU